GACAAUGGAAAUCGUGUAUUCAUCCAAAUUCAAACACACGCCCUGUAAUCCUAUCGUAUCAAUAAAUUAUUAGGAAUUAUCCAAAACUUCAUUCAAACCUUCCUUUUCAAUUUUUUCAAAAUAAAUUUCAGCAAAAAAAACUGAAAAUAAAUAAAUAUAAAAGGCCACGUGUUGAAAGUUGACGCAGAACACAACAUUUCCCAACCCGACCAAAGGUCUCUAGCUCCACCGCGUUGCUUCUCUGCUAGGCCAGAUCGACUGAACCUUUACCUAUCCAUUAUUCUUUUUUUUUUCAAAAAUUAAAAUAAAAGAAACAAAAACUCUUUUUUUUAAAAAAACAAAUAAUAAUAACAACAAAAACUCAUUUUGUUUGAGGAAUUGUAAAUUUGUAAUUUUUUUUUUUAAUAAAUAAUUUAAAAUUAUUAUUUUGGUCGGCGAGGACUGGAAAUAUGCAGUUCAAAUCUUGGGGCGUCUGAUAAUUUGUCUGGUGGUUUUGAGAGAAGAAAAAUUAAUACACAGAAGAAGAAGAAGAAUACCGGUUUUGGGAUUGUUUGAAAUCUUAGGGUUUUUUAUUUCUUACUCUUUGAUAGUUUCUAAUGCUAUUUUCUGGGAGUUCCUUUUCACAAUGCCUAAAGCUUCUUCAACGCCUCGAAGCUCUGCUUAUCUCAGUGCUCUUACCCAGGAAAUCCAUAAGAAGCUUCAGAGGGCAUUAGCUUCGCCGUCUCAAAGGCCCAACUUGUUGCAGGAGUUGUUUGCCGACAUAGCUCUAGAAGUUGAUGACCGAGCCAGAGAUGUGAUUCUUCGCAAGGAGGAAGAUCUUAUUUCUCCUGCUGAUGAUUAUGUUGAUGGUCCAUUGUGCUUUUAUGAUGUACUUGCUGAUUAUUAUAUUCGGGUUCUUGAGAGUGGAAAAUCCAUCCUGGAUUUGAUUGUACAAUUAUGGAGCCAGUCCUUUGCUUCUCACAUCUUUGCUCUCCUGUUCCACAAGUGGUUGUUUGAAGUGGAACUUGACAGCUCUGAAGUCCUCCUUCGUUACUCAUCUGCACUUGUUCAAGGUGCUACAAAUCUAUUUUGGAUCGACAUCCAAACAAAUUCAAGACGAUUUCAGUCUUUGUUUCGUUAUCUUCUUGAGGAAGUGGUGUUGGAGCCAGCUCGGUUAAAUAAGAUUCCUGUACAGGCACAGCGAGAUCUCUAUCUUUUACUUUCAAGGUUUAUAUUAUUUUAUAACUCAGUUGACAAGCUCGAAAGCUUCUUGAAGCAAAUUCCUGUGUUCCCAAAUGCUUUCUUAGUAGGUGGUCCAGCAGAUUUUUUUGUAAUUGAACUUGCGGACCAGCUUCAAAAGCUAAAGGUUGAACCAGUUCUACUACAUUACUUCUCACAAAUGAAAUUUCUCCAAGGUAUGGAACUGAGAAUGACUACGAGUACAAGAUUGAAAAGUUGUUUGUAUAGCUUCACUUCACCCGGAGGUCCUAUGUAUCCCACUAGAGCUGUUCGUCAUGCUGCUUGGGAUGUAUUAGAUUUUCUUUUUCCAGUCGGUCGUUACCCUCGCCAUCUCAUUAGCUUGUUUUUCAGACUACUAUACCCAUGGUACUGGCCUUCCUCUUGUUGGAACUUCGUAACGUCUUGCAUCAAAGCAAUAUUGUAUUCUCUGUUCGGCUUGAUCAUUUGCAGUUGGGAGAAGCUGAUAAGUCAUAAAAGGUCCUAGGCUGCUUCAAUUUUCAAUUACGUACAUCAUCCUGUAAAGGAUCACACACUUGCCACUUUACAUGUAUCACUUUUGCUCUGUUUCAAUUUCAGCUCCAAAAGAUGUAUUCAACAUUUAUAUUUUAUACAUUCCAACUUUCAUUUCA
Messenger RNA from Cannabis sativa, 1847 nucleotides. RefSeq lists its product as uncharacterized. The transcript is spliced from 11 exons. Bases 626 to 1702 code for a protein of 358 amino acids. NCBI's taxonomy places the organism in Eukaryota, Viridiplantae, Streptophyta, Magnoliopsida, Rosales, Cannabaceae. The record is from RefSeq and is a predicted model, not a curated record.